Messenger RNA from Aureobasidium namibiae CBS 147.97, 321 nucleotides. RefSeq lists its product as uncharacterized. Bases 1 to 321 code for a protein of 106 amino acids. NCBI's taxonomy places the organism in Eukaryota, Fungi, Ascomycota, Dothideomycetes, Dothideales, Saccotheciaceae. The record is from RefSeq and is a predicted model, not a curated record. The transcript has a single exon.
AUGUCUCUACGCACUUCCUUCAUGCGAACAAGCCGCUUCGCCUCCACACGCCCUCUGAGCACUACCUCGCGCCUGCAAAAGGAUGCUCCUCCGCCACCAAACAUCCCUCCUGGUGCACAACAAAAGGGUCGCACACAUUCCCCAAAUGUCGACAAGCAAUCUUCUGCCUCCACCCACACUUCUGCCGAGAGCAAGUCCGGCGAUGACCACCCCGCGAAGCAGCCCGAUCCUCAGCAGGCCAGCGACAGAAGCACUGGGUUCCACGAAGUCAAAGAGGUCAAGGGUGGAAAGGAGGGUCUUGGAGCCAGGAGCGACAAGUAG